Pseudocercospora fijiensis CIRAD86 is the source of this 1512-nucleotide messenger RNA. RefSeq lists its product as uncharacterized. The record is from RefSeq and is a predicted model, not a curated record. NCBI's taxonomy places the organism in Eukaryota, Fungi, Ascomycota, Dothideomycetes, Mycosphaerellales, Mycosphaerellaceae. Bases 1 to 1512 code for a protein of 503 amino acids. The transcript has 3 exons.
AUGGAAGACCGCUUUGCUCCGUCCGAACCAAUCGUCGAGUCAGAAGCUGCUCAGGACAAAGCUGAAGAAGAGAAGUAUUGGGGCCCCAUUAGACGCAUCGACCACAGCCAGAUCAUCGACCUAGCGAAAAACGCUACUAAAAACCCGACGUCAGAGUGGCGCGUGAUCAAAGAGCCUCGAGGAGCCUUCAACCAGUCGUAUAUCGUCGAAUCAGACUCUCAGCAGCGACUCAACGUCCGAGUGCCUGCUUGCGGAUUUCACCCUCGAUGGAACGAGGUCGAUGCCAAGUUGCUUCACGAUACGGCGCUGGGCAUGGAAUGGAUUCGUCAAAGAACAGGUUUGCCAAUUCCAGAGUUGGUCUCUUACGAUGCUUCGCUGAACAACGAGAUUGGUGCGCCAUAUAUCCUCAUGUCUUAUAUAAACGGCAAACCACUGAACGAGACGUGGCCGGGGAAUGGCGAUGAUCCCGCAGAAGUCCAUGAGCAGAGACUGAAAGUGCUCAGGCAACUGUCCCGGCUGGUGGUAAAGUUCAGCUCGCUACAGUUUGACAGGUUUGGAGCCCUCACUUUCCCGAUCGGCGACAAUGAGAAUCCAGGAAACCCAAAAGAUCCAAUCAUAGACGAGGCAUUGCGACUCAAAGAUAGCAACAUAUUUACAAUACAUCGAAAAUUCUUCGGUUUGCCAGUCGACCGCUCCUUGGCAGAGCUCGUCGCCACGAGGAAGGAGUACGCGGAGUCCGUAUGCGAGGAGAAAAGAAGAUACCACGAAGCAGUUGCCGCCGCGAAGAAUCUCCGCCCCAGGAGCAGCGCAUCGGUCGAGUCAAAGAACAAGUCUGAUGUAGUUGCGGGAUAUCAUUGUCUAUGGGCAAUGAUGCAGGAUGCGUUCUUGGCGGUAGCACGCCUUGGGGCCAACGAGCCAGAGUUUGCUCUGAUGCAGUCUGACUUCAAUCCUCAGAACAUCCUCGUCAAUGAAGAUCACGAGAUCGUGGGCCUUAUCGACUUCGACUGUACCGAGGCAAUACCUAGGCAGAUGGCGUGGUGCUGUGUACCCCAUUGGCUCGCUGCAGAUUGGAACGAUGAUUAUAUGUGGCCCGCAGAGGGUGGAGUUUUGCAGCAUAUGAGUCCUGAAGAGUUCGGAAUGUAUCGCGUGGAGUACUGCCGUCUCUUGAGAGAAGCCUGCGAACAUGACGAAGGCCUUUCUGACCACCGGUUCUCCUCGAAGAGUCACAUCUAUCGAUCGCUGCUAUCCUCAUAUGAGGAUUUCGACAAGAUCAAGGGCUUCGUAAGCAACGUGAUGGCGGAGAUACUACCAAGAAACGUCAAGUCUCUGGACAGCUAUGCUGAGAGGAUUGGCAAGGUGGGGUUGCAGAAGGGCGAAGAAGCGUGGCUACAGCGGCGCCUGGAGGAGUAUCUCAGGCCAGAUUCGUGCGUCGCAGCCGUCCGCACAUCGGAAGCACAGCAAGACUCUCCGCCCGCCGGAGGGCAGCGGGCGGGCGGGCGCGCGCUAGAAUAG